AUACCAGGGGCAAUGGACAGGAGGGAUGCGACACGGCUAUGGUGUACGUCAGAGUGUACCCUAUGGCAUGGCAACUGUGAUCCGUUCACCCCUCCGAACGUCUCUGGCUUCACUUCGAAGUGAGCAGAGCAACGGCACUGUUCUCCAUGAUGUCACUUCAGACAGUCCGGCUGGAACAAGAGGAGGUUUUGUGCUCAAUUUUCACAGCGAUGCAGAAGCCGUGGGCAUUAAGAAAAAGGGAGGCUUAUUCAGGAGAGGAUCUCUUCUUGGUAGUAUAAAACUUAGAAAAUCUGAAUCUAGGUCAUCGAUAUCUAGCAAACGGAGCUCUGUCAGGAGCGAUGCUGCUAUGAGCAGAAUUAGUUCUAGCGAUGCCAACUCUACAAUUAGUUUUGGAGAUGGUGACUGUGAUUAUUGCCCUGUGGAAGACCACGUUGAUGCCACCACUACAGAAGCCUAUAUGGGUGAAUGGAAGAACGACAAGCGCAGUGGUUUUGGUAUUAGUGAGCGUUCAAAUGGUAUGAAAUACGAAGGAGAAUGGUUAAAUAACCGGAGGCAUGGAUAUGGAUGUACCAUGUUUCCAGAUGGCACCAAGGAAGAGGGAAAAUACAAAAAUAAUAUUUUGGUCCGUGGAAUAAGAAAGCAACUUAUACCAAUACGAAACACAAAAACUAGAGAAAAGGUGGAUAGAGCAAUAGAAGGUGCACAACGAGCAGCUGCCAUGGCAAGAACCAAAGUGGAAAUUGCAUCGUCAAG
Molecule: messenger RNA, 753 nt
Organism: Apaloderma vittatum (bar-tailed trogon)
Lineage: Eukaryota; Metazoa; Chordata; Aves; Trogoniformes; Trogonidae
Product: junctophilin-1-like
Exons: 1
Cellular component (GO): plasma membrane; endoplasmic reticulum membrane; junctional membrane complex
Source: RefSeq, a predicted model, not a curated record